UGGCCUAUUCUACUAUUCUUAUUAUAUCUCUAUGGUACAUGUAUAAGCCAUAAUGUUUGUGCGCGUCAAUAAUGAUACAUCUACUGCUGAUUGUCUAAUAAUAGCAAUGUCAGAAUGAUUGAAAAAUCAAUAAUAUUAAUGUUCAUGUCUGUUUAUAGGUAAACUCGAAUUUUGUCAACUACGGAUUCUAAGUUACAUCGAAGCCAAGGAUUUGUAUCCAAGCAUUAUUCCGUUCGUUAGGUGCAAAUGCGAUCACUUUAUAUUUGCGCAGUGUUACCAUAGGGAAGAGGCUAUCAGAUACUGGUUAUGAUGAGAAUUGUUCAGAAAAUGAAAGUUUUUAUCAUCAUAGUAUGUCUAAUUACUAAGAUUGCAACUAGUAAGGCUUUGGAAUCUAAUUUCAAAUACCUAUUUACAGAGAAAUAUGUUCAACUAACUACUGGUACACUUAUAGUGGAUACAAACUGUCCGGCAUUGUGGUAUUUAGACAAAACUAUAAGUGAAGAUAUGCCCACUGCAUACAACUAUACAUACGAAGAAUCUGCCAUUUACUACUUGUUGACUAUUACUGAUUAUGUCAAUAUAACGUCAGUUACUACUGAGGAAAGUGACAUAACACACAAUACAUCGUCACCAGCAGCAUCACCACAACCACCAUUAUCAUCAUCAUCCCCACCCCCACCAUUAACAAUGUGUUCCAAUUCAACAAUAUUGGAAAAAACAUAUGGUGCGCGGUAUAAUGGUAGACUUUCUGGAGUUUUUGAGAGAAUGAAGUUUGUUGACGGUAAUGGACGCACUUGGAAUUACUCCACAGCAGUGUUUUCUGUAUCUGGACCGUUAAUUUUAAGUGGAAACUUGACAGUAGCAGUAAUUGGUUAUCAUUCGUUUCGGUUGGAGAGUCUGAAUAGCUUUAUUUUAAUAAACGUUCCGAUUGACAUCAGUGGACAAAAUGGCGGUAUCAACAAGGAUAAUUAUGCUGGAGGUUUCGGAGGUAAAGCGGGAGGCCCAGGCGCAGGUGGUGUUCCACGUAUUUCAGGUACUCCAGGUGGUGGAGGCUUUGGAGGUUUCGGUGGCGGCAACUUUUCGUACUUCGACAAACUUUUCAACGAGUCAUUUUCAUUCGGUGCAGAAUAUUCCUUUACAGAGUCUUUAAUUGGUGGAAGUGCAGGUGCAAAAUGGAACAAGUCGACCGUUGUACGUUUGCGCGGAGGUGGGGCCAUGGAACUUAAUGCAGCCUCUACAAUUUAUGUCUAUUCUUUGCUAAGGGCGGACGGUCAGUCAAGUUCAAACGUAGAGGAAAAAGUGGAAUGUGUCGGUGGUGGUAGUGGCGGAAUGUUCCUUUUCAACGCAUCCUCAAUUGUGUUCGGUGGCAAAGGUUUUCUCUCUGUGUUGGGCGGGAAUGGUUCUGUUGAUGAGAAAGAUCAGCCUAAACACUGUGGUGGAGGCGGAGCCGGUGGAGUUAUCCAGUUAACUGGUCGGAUUUCUGUGGCCGAUUCAAUAAGAUUGAUUACUUCCAUGUCCGGAGGCAACGGUCACCCGAAGGGUGAAGAUGGUAGUUUGAAAAAUGUACCGCGGAACAGAGGAGGUUACAGUAGAGAUGGAACUCCGAUCGGUGUGUCAAUUAUGCUGCCGCCGCCGCAACCACCACUAAGCGGAGAAGAAAAGAUAGAGGAAUCCACAGGGGAGAUAAAGGACAAAAUAAACAUGAAGCCACCUUCCGAUCUCCGGCACCAUGACGAGAGAGAGAAAUUUGUUAAAGAUGUUGUUGAUGAUUUUGAUCAAAUAUUGAAUGAGACUGAUAUGGGCUCUUCUAAAGAUAUGAGCACGUUGGUAUUCGAAGUGGAAGACACGGUUUCACUUCUUGCAAAAACUCUCCAAGAAGCCAAGGAUGAUAACGAAACCCUUUCUGUCACCGCAUCAAACAAUGCCUUUGAAGUGGUCAUUUCUAUAGAAGAAGCAGUAACGUACGAGGGAACAGCGCAUCAAGCGCGCCAGUUAUCGAUCUAUAUUCCAGAAACAAUUAUUGAAGACAAUUUUACAGAUGAUGUUGUAACAUCUUUAGUGUUUUACAACAAUCUUGCAGAAAAUCUUGACGGAUCUCUCGACACAGCAGGAGAAAACGAUACGUAUUAUGCUAAUGGGCGCAUGCUGUCUGCAACUAUUCAACUUGACAACGUAACGCAACUUGAUUUUGUGAAGCCUAUAAAAAUUGUCUUUGAGCAUAUUAACCAGAAUGCAACAGAAGAAACAAGUCACUGCGUGUACUGGAGCUAUAACGAUACGUACUCAACUGGAGGGGUGUGGUCUACAUAUGGAUGCAGGAAAGGUGAAGUCAAUACAACACAUACCGUGUGUUACUGCUUUCAUCUCACAAGUUUCUGCGUCCUCCUACAGGUCGCGGACGUACAGCUUGAUGAUUCAAAUUCGACUGCUUUGAGUUUAAUAACGUAUGUUGGACUCACGUUGACGUUGGUUACGUUAAUCAUCACUCUCAUCAUCAUGGUGGUAUACUUCAAAAGACUCAACUACGAGUGCACGUCCAUACAUAUCAACCUAGUCAUAGCUUUGAUAAUUGCCGACGCCCUAUUCCUUUUUGGAAUUAAUAAAACCAGUAAGAAGGGUCUCUGCACCAGUAUUGCUAUCUUCUUGCACUAUUUUUACCUUGUGGUCUUCAUGUGGAUGGCAGUGGAAGCACUACAUAUGUACAAUAAAGUGCGCAGUUUGAACCAGAGCUCAAGGAGGAAAUUUUACAUGUACUAUCCAAUAGGAUGGGGAAUUCCUGCUGUUAUAGUGAUCAUAACAAUGGCAGUAAGAAUCGAUGGAUACGGUACAGACACUGCAUGUUGGUUGGACAUCAGCAGCGGGACAGUUUGGGCAUUCAUAGGCCCAGUUAUAGUUGUUAUAUCGCUGAAUGUAAUCAUAAUUGGUAUGGUUCUGAAGAUAUUUAGCGGCGUCAAGACCAUCAAAUCAAAGCCCAAGAGAGAGCAAAUACGCCGCACGUUACGUGCAAUGGUGAUUUUGUUGCCCAUAUUUGGAGUGACUUGGAUAUUUGGUUUAAUGGCCUUCAACAGGCAAACGUUGUUCUUUCAAUAUAUGUUUGUCAUAUUCAAUUCAUUACAGGGAUUCUUCAUCUUCUUGUUUCAUUGCUGUUUUAACGUUGAAAUUAGAAACCUUAUUAGCAGCCAAUUGGGGAUCAAGGUUCACGACGGUACCGCAGAAAGUCAAUCAAAAAGCAGUAGUACAAGAAGAACACAAGGUACGGUAAUCAAUUUCAUUUUCAUGGUCGCUAGUUUAAUAAACUCUACCAGUUACACUGCCACCCAAAACCCUAAAAAGUAUUAAGAGUUGUUGAGUUGAAAGAACAAACAAGCUACCGACUGUUGUAUGCCCAUAUAUGGUUAUGAUGUGAUGUCAUCAUGACAAUGUUUAGGCAUGUCAUAUAUUUUUGUCAAAAUAAAAUUUGAUAGUCUGGAGAGGGCGUAAAAAGACUAAUAAUCGCAUAUAAACACCAGCAGUAUGUAAGAAUAUAUGUGCAUACCUGCCAACAUUCGAAUAUCAAAAAGAGGGACGCUAUUCAUUGGUGCAACACCCCCUACCCCACCCCAAACAAUUGUAAGAUGGUAAUUAUAUAUCCUAAUUCCUUUACAGUUGCUUUAACUAAAAAACAAGAGUUACUUAAUUCCAAAUGUACUGUUUAUUUACCUCACAACCAACACAAAUAUUUAAGUUACAUUUUUAAUCAGUAGGCCUAUAGAUUCACCUUGAAGGGCGCGGUAUGUUGCUUGUUUCGCUGAUCUCAUAACGUCAUUAUUUAGAUGAAUGACACUUAAAAUAUUAAAAUAUCUUUGUUCAACAUUUGAAGUUUUUGUUGUCAUGCUAGCUCGAUGCUUGUGCUUGUUUUUUCAACAAUAGAGGAAACGCUCUGUCACUAAUGUUAUGAAAUAUUACCUUAGUUCCCCGGGUAUAGUCCCACCUCGGGUAUAAUCCCACCCCCGACUUUACGCCCAACUUCGCGUACAAGAAUUUUCCCGGGUAAAGUCCCAGGGUAUAAAUUGGGUGAGUAUGCCUAGGCCGGUAAAUUUAACA
Messenger RNA from Anneissia japonica, 4083 nucleotides. RefSeq lists its product as uncharacterized. Bases 307 to 3339 code for a protein of 1010 amino acids. Lineage: Eukaryota; Metazoa; Echinodermata; Crinoidea; Comatulida; Comatulidae. Gene Ontology annotation, cellular component: membrane. The transcript is spliced from 24 exons. Gene Ontology annotation, molecular function: G protein-coupled receptor activity. The record is from RefSeq and is a predicted model, not a curated record. Gene Ontology annotation, biological process: cell surface receptor signaling pathway; adenylate cyclase-activating G protein-coupled receptor signaling pathway.